UUGGUGAGGGGCACGCAGGCCUUGUGCUGUACCCAGGCCCUCGCCUGUGUGUCCCCGUCCAACAGCCCCUCUUUCCCGCCUGUCACAACCCCUUUCCCUCAUAGUUUCGGGGGUACAUCGCGACGCCCCGCUCACGGUGCAACCACGCCUCAGUUGCACGUGGAUGUGGUGUCAUUGCCUCGUGAUGCGAUGGAGGACAUUGCGGAAUGAGGUCAUCACGUUAUGAUGCAAUACACCAAUACAAGGCGGGAAGACCGUGGCGGUGGGAAGCAUCCCAAGGUCCGGUCUCCCCUGCGAUGAGCCGGACGUGUCAUUCCCUUUGUCCCCGGGCGGCGGGGUCACGGGCUGGCAGCGGCACGGCGCGUCUUUAGCUGCGAGGAGGCCGAAGCACUCAAAUCUCAGCGCUGAUGCCAUUCCUGACUUUGAAGCAGGCUGAACGCUGCUUCGCCCUUUGCUUAGGGGAACACCUGGAAAGGACACGUCAACGGCCCCGCCGGUCAGAGGUGAAGCUUUACGGGCCAUUGCAUCAGAGUAAACACUGAGAAACCCAUGGGUCAAUACGCACGUCUGCUCAACGGCCUUAAAUUCUACAACCAGGCUUUUGCCAACCCAGAGGAUGCCCUGAGGAAUGGAGGGUUGCAGUACUACCGAGACGAUCCGGAUGUGGAGCGGUGCCGCAGGGCUCAUCGCAACGACAUGGAGAACAUCUUCCCCUUCCUCUUCCUUGGGGCCAUUUACUCCAUGCUGGACCCCAAUCCUACUGUGGCCAGGAUCCACUUCCUGAUCUUCCUUGUGGGGCGGAUUGUUCAUACAGUGGCCUACCUCCUGAAGCUGAAGGCCCCCACACGCUCAGUGGCAUAUAGUGUGGCCCAGAUGCCCUGCUUCUCCAUGGCACUGCAGAUCCUCUUUACAAUUGUAAUGCGCUGGUAACAUCAAACAUAAUCGGAUGAUGCUCUAACUUGGCUUAGAAAGAUAUGACUGGGGCUUUCUCAAGGCAUGGACUAAUUUGUCCUUCUCUCUGCUGUCGCUUUGCUGCGGAGAGGUCUCCCAGAUGAACAGAUCACACCAGUUAUUUGCAGCCUCGCUGUGCUUGCGUGUGUAUGGAUCAGGCUGCAUAAGUGAAAAGGGUGGACUACCCAAAGGUGGGUGCUCUGCAUCCAGUCAAAUUAUGCAAAGCUGAGAUGAAACUGAUAUCAUUUUGGGUUGUUUUUUUUUGUUUUUGUGGGGUUUUUUUAUGCCUUCUCAUUGGUGAUAUGCGAGUAAAAAUUGGAGAUGGGACAAGUUCUGUUUCUUCACCUGGAGAAGAGCAUCCUAGAAGAAGCUUUCUCAGUUGCACCAGGGAGUGUAGAAGAAGACUGUGCAAGGCCUAGAGACAGAACGUGAAACUGAACCAGCAAGGGUGAAUAAGCAGCCUGGACUCAUCUCCUGGAGAUGGAGAGGGAAAAAUCUUACAGACUGAGUCACCAAAUCAGUGGGGCAAACCAUGCCUCCUUUUCUGUACACUUUCUUAGAAGUGAAAGCAAAGUUGAGAAUCAGCUGGGGCUUUCUCUAAAACACACUUCCCUCAGCAUCUCCAUCUUAGAUUAAGACGCACACAAGGUUUGCAGUCUUGUACCUAUUUUCCCCAGCUAAACAGCAGAGCGUCUCUGGGAAGUAAAAUUACAAGCCUUUCAUUUUACUAAAAUCGUGGCAGCAUAGCAGAGCCAAAGUCAAUCACCCCCAGCAACCUGUUGCUCUCUCUUCUACGUCUUCGCCUGAAGUGCACUGCUUCCUGUUUGUGCUAGGAAAAAUUAGCUAAGUUUUUUAAUGUAGCCUUGCACCUGCACCUUAGCUGAGGUACCAAGGGAGCAGCAUACAGGUUCUGCAGCUCCCUUGACCUAAGAGCAGAGGGAUCUGUGCAAUCAGCAGUUACUCAAAAAUCAAUUGGCUUGGCUCUAGCUCCUCCUCUUAAGAAAAACAGGUUGCUAUCUUAAGAGGCAGGAAAAAGAGAUGGCCUUUAGUUACAACCAGUGAUGCUAUAAUGGGUCUUAUACCAGGCAAGGAGACUAAGACACAGGUAUCCGAAACUAAAAGCAAGAUUAUCGAACCCUAUCAGAUAAACUGAAGCAUUUUCCGUAGUUUAAAAUUUAGAAUUGUAGCUAGUCAAAGCAAAUGCUUACCACCCCCAGAUUUAAUGAACGCGGUGUCGCUGGAUGGCCAGUCCGUGAGGUCUUGUCCGGGGUUCCCAGUUCCUUCAUCUGAGCUAAUCUUGGACCUGUGACCGUAUCUUUCAGGACUGGGUUCUAAGGGGUAUGCUCUCUUGCCUCUCCUUGUAUACUAGGGCUGUGCAAAGCUUUGGGUUGUGAUUUCAAUUUGGAGGAGAUUUGGCUCAGUUCAGUGGCUGAAUCUCCAAAUCCAAAUUGAAUUGGGGGACCAAUAAAAAGGUCCGAACUGAUUUCAAAGCUCUCUGGAUCUUCAGAAAAGUAGAAGCUCUUCAGAGAGCUUCGAUUCAGGCAGUUCCUGGUGGCUGCAGCAAAGAGCUGGACGCAGACUUGGAACUGGCAAGCAGGGGAGGUGGGGGAGGGGACCAUGGGGGGACCCCUUCCAGGCCCCUUCCCCCACCCUACCAUGGCUGCCCCACCUGGCCCUGGUGCUUAAAAGCCCCUACUCACUGGGUGCUGCUGGGUGUGGGGGGGUGAUCCCUGCUGCUCCCCACUGCCCCAUGCUGCAUGGGGGGCUCUCCCAGCCACCUCCAGGGCUGCCCUGCCCACCCCAGUUCUGGCCCUUUAAGGAAAAAAAAUGGGGGAGAAACCCCCGGCCUCACCAGCUCCUGCAGUGGCCUUGGGGCUUCUAGGGGCCUGUGGCAGAGCCCCCCAUGCAGUGGAGGGCAGCAGGGAUGGCCCCAGCAGCACCCAGUGAGUAGGGGCUUUUUUUCAAAGUGCCAGGAACUGGGCCAGGCGGGGCUGGGAGAGCAGGCGCAUCCAGGCCCAUCCCCAGGGCCUGGGUGAUUCAGAGAUUCGACAGCAGCCAAAUCUCCGAAUCGGAUUUGGCCAAAUCAGUUUAGGACAGUUAUUUGAAUCGCUGUCCCCCUGAAUCAGCCAAAUCCAAAGCGAAUACUAGCCACUUCACACAGGCCUAUUGUAUACCAUGUAGCUUACACUUUUUAAUACAUAAAAGUAGCUUAAGCUUUCCUUCUAAUGCAUAUUAAUAAUCUUGCUUCUGUUUGCUAAAUACGGUUACCUUUAACUGGAAUUUUCUCUUCUGAGGUAAUCUUCUCAUUCUUAAGUGGGUGUAGGCUUCGCUCUGACUGGUCCUCUUUUGCCCAGACUAUUCAAUUUAGUUAGCCAACUUCCCGAUUUAUUUGAAGUCAGGGGCAGUAUUUCUUCAUCUGCUCCUUUUUCACUGGGUGCAAGUCUCAACCACAAUUCAAGCUAAGCACGCAGCUUGAGCUAAGCCCAAAGGUCAAACCCAGGUCUGAAAGGCCCUGGGCCCCAACAGCGUCUUGCUGACAUCUCUGUGCAACAGUGUAAUCCACCUAAAGAAAACCAUAGACAUCAGUUGCCUGAUAAGGGUGAAUAAAUGAACCUCCUAGGAACAUCAAGCUGGUCUCCUAGGAUGUUAGUGAAGACCUGUUUAGCCAUGGAAGCCCUAUUUGUAAGGUCAGAAAGCAUCUCUACAGAAGGAGAGAGCCCUGUCUGAGUUCCUCUUUCCCUGUGUGUUUCUCUAGGCUGAACAGCAUACUACUAGUCAGGAAAUUCAUUGCGACUUGGUUCUUAUCCAUUCCCUCAUUCCUCCAAAAUGGAGCAAAUGCUAAAUGACGUGUUAAUGGCAGGAGGAUCAGUUGGUGUUUCCAGACAUCACUGAAAAUAAGUGUGUGGGAAGGAGGAAGGGAAUGCUCAUCAAACUGCUGGGCCAGGAGCAGCUAUGAGAACUUCCCUGACAGUGCAGGAGAAAGAUAGAUAUAUUUUAAUAGGAGACAAUAUGAACAUCUUCUAACUGGGAACAGAACAGCACAAGCCACACCAUUUCACCUGGUUUCUUCUGUUGAGAAGCUCUCCAUAACAGCAAGCAGUCUCAUCAGCUAUGAGUUAGCCAGGUGGUGAAAGCAGGUGGUAGAAGCAGCUCCGGAAAGUAUUAGACUUGAAGCAACAUAAUAAGCAAAUGCCACCUCUUUUUUUUCCAGCAGGCAGCUUGGAGAGUUUUUUUUAAAUCGAUUGUGCUGUCAUUGGUACUUGAGCUCAAGAGAGAAAAGGUCUUCCAGGUAUGUUGAUCGCAUCUCCGGGUUUGAGUAGAUCAACUCUUCCCGUCUGAAGGUCAGAUCCGUGGCAAGGUUCCAUUCCUUGGUGCAGAAAGGUCCAGCCAACCUUGCGUUCCUGAUGCCACCUCAAAGGUCUGUCCAGCACCGAAACUAAAGGCAUUGAAAGUCUUGCUCACUGUGCACAUGUGGGCCUGUAACCUGCGCCUUUGUCAUUUAAUAAACUUACCUGGGCAUUCUUGUGUCUCAACUUUGUAUGGUAUGUGUGGCCCAAUGAAGGGCCUGCAACCUAUGUACAUUUAUCUCCCUCCUUGCAUAUGCAACAUAGGUAAGUAGUCUAUAUUCCUAAUAAAAACUAAUCCUACCUGUU
Molecule: messenger RNA, 4604 nt
Organism: Alligator mississippiensis (American alligator)
Lineage: Eukaryota; Metazoa; Chordata; Crocodylia; Alligatoridae
Gene: PTGES
Product: prostaglandin E synthase
Exons: 3
Coding region: 550-930 (126 amino acids)
Biological process (GO): prostaglandin biosynthetic process
Cellular component (GO): membrane
Molecular function (GO): prostaglandin-E synthase activity
Source: RefSeq, a predicted model, not a curated record